Messenger RNA from Kluyveromyces marxianus DMKU3-1042, 1770 nucleotides. It is a transcript of the gene MNT4, whose product is annotated as alpha-mannosyltransferase. Lineage: Eukaryota; Fungi; Ascomycota; Saccharomycetes; Saccharomycetales; Saccharomycetaceae. Gene Ontology annotation, cellular component: Golgi apparatus. The record is from RefSeq and is a predicted model, not a curated record. Gene Ontology annotation, molecular function: alpha-1,3-mannosyltransferase activity. The coding region runs from base 1 to 1770 and encodes 589 amino acids. Gene Ontology annotation, biological process: protein O-linked glycosylation. The transcript has a single exon.
AUGAGUUUUGCGCAUCUUGCUGGUGUGCGAUUCAGAAAUGUAAAGCGAUUGCUGGUAUCGCUUUCCAUAUUGUGUACGCUAAGCUAUUUGAUCAGUGUUAUGUCUUAUAACUCGGAAUCAAGGUUAUCAGAAUAUAUUCUUGAUGAACUCUACAAGAGAUAUACAGACAGCCGUUUGGAAGCCGGAUUUCCAGACAGAGAGAUCAUUUGCAAAGAAUAUUUUGGGUUUCUCCAUACAGUUCACAGCGAUUGGAAAAUACGCAGCUUUGACAAUCAACAGAGCUUACUAUCCAAAAAUGUGGAAGUCAAAGAAUCCAUUCGACAUCUGCGAAUGUACACCCAGUGCUUUCUGAAUAUGGAUUAUAGCAUUGAUGACAUAAAUCUACCGGCUACUGAGGACAGGCUGUUUCCAUUUUUAACAAUGGACUUGCCAACAUUCACUCGGUGGGAUGGGUCCAUAGUUAGGGAGUUUCCAUGCCUGGAUGAUUCUUUAAAUGCAUGUAGUAAUACCGUAUCGGCCGAUGAAGAGAACCAAUAUAGAUCAUUUUGGGGAAAUAUCAAAAAUAGCAUGAAUGGGAAAGGUCUUGUGAUUAGUAUAGCAAAUAUUGGGGUAGAUGAAACAAAACGCUUAUUGAAAACCUUGAGAUUACUGGGAAAUCAAUUACCGAUUCAACUUGUACAUAAAGGCGAUCUACACUACAUUCUAAUGGCUGAAUUGGUUGCCGUUGCAAGAAAUGAUUUAAUCAUUGAAAUUGAUGGUAAACUACAGAGCAUCGGGUAUCCUCAAGAUAUUUGGUUUGUAAAUACCGAACCGUGUUUAAAACCAGAGGCCUUAAAACUUUUCAAGAGAUAUUCUAACAAAUGGCUUGCAGCCAUGUUUAACUCAUUUGAAGAAAUGAUACUACUGGAUACAGACACAGUCUUAUUUGUUGAUCCCAUACAUAUGUUUGAGACACCAGAGUACUCUGAGAGUGGUACUCAUUUUUUCAGAGAUAGACCCAUCGCAGAAUUUGUGAAGAAAAGUGAUGUUACAUUGUACCGUCAGCUAUUACCAUCAUUAAAAGAGCGCUCAUUGUUAGGAAUUCCUUCAACUUCAAAGUAUACGCUCCAGAAUCCAUUCUUCAAAUCCCAACGCAAACACAUGAUGGAAAGUGGAUUGGUCGUGAUAAAUAGGAAACAAUAUUUGGAUGGUUUAUUAAUAUCAACCUUUCUACAACUAUGGGAAGAGACAAGCUCUCCUUUCCAUGGCGACAAAGAACUAUUCUGGUUGGGACAAGCUAUAUCAGGGAAGGGUCGAUACAAGUUUAAUAAAAAUGUUGCUGGCGCAAUAGGUAUUUUAAGGAAAGAUGAGAAGGAGGGUACAGAAUAUAUUUGCUCCACUCAAAUAGCACAUUUCAACGAUGAGUAUAAGUUAUUAUGGAUCAACGGAGGACUGAAAAACUGCAAACUACCAGCUUGGAAUUAUGACUUUAAGAAGAAGAAAGCCAUAAGGAAAAAGUACAAUUCAGUCGAGAACGUUAAAAAACAUUACCAAUUGCCCGUAGUUUUCGAUGGAGCAAUCAUUCCGCCAGACUAUUCAAAUAAAUCAUAUCAUAAAACAACAGAAGAGAAACUAAAGAAUGGGUUCCUAAGAGAUGUAAAUUUAGGCUGCGCUGGUUAUACAUGGUGCGCAUAUAAUAGUCUAGAUUCUCCUGAAGGAAAGGUCCUCCGAUUUGAUGAAACUGAAUCACAGAAAAUCAAAAAUAUCAUUGAAGUAUGGAAUAGUAAAUAG